Molecule: messenger RNA, 2477 nt
Organism: Sphaerodactylus townsendi
Lineage: Eukaryota; Metazoa; Chordata; Lepidosauria; Squamata; Sphaerodactylidae
Gene: POGLUT1
Product: protein O-glucosyltransferase 1
Exons: 11
Coding region: 126-1313 (395 amino acids)
Biological process (GO): protein O-linked glycosylation; positive regulation of Notch signaling pathway
Cellular component (GO): endomembrane system
Molecular function (GO): UDP-glucosyltransferase activity; UDP-xylosyltransferase activity
Source: RefSeq, a predicted model, not a curated record
GCAUGUGCACUCAUCGCUGCUAAUGGGACGGAAUGUGCUUUCUUUACCUCUCUAUUGCACCCGUUGAAUGAAAAUCCCUGCGUCUGACCGAGUCGUGCUCAAGCGCUGGGCUUGGAUUUGUCUCGAUGGAGUCUCCUUUGCGGUCUCUGUGGCUGCUGCGGCUUGCAACUCUGUUGCUGUUUGUUUUGUGCUGCUGGGGAAAUGACACGGAAAGGGGGCAUACAAACUGGAAGAAAUUCCUGGUGCAGAUUGGCAGAGCAGUGGAGAACUACAAGCCAUGUAUCAAAGAAAACUGCAGCUGUCAUCAAGGAGUUAGGGAACAAGACUUGACUCCCUUUCGAGAGGGGAUCUCCAAGGAGUUGCUGUCAGAUACCAUCAGUCGAAAGCUUGGGACGCACUACCAGAUCAUCGGGAAGAAGCUGUACCGUGAGCAUGAUUGCAUGUUCCCUGCAAGGUGUGGUGGAGUUGAGCACUUCAUCUUGGAGAUCAUUGACCGUCUUCCAGAUAUGGAAUUUGUGGUCAAUGUGCGGGACUACCCCCAGGUGCCCAAGUGGAUGAAACCUGUUAUUCCUGUCUUCUCCUUCAGCAAGACUUCAGAAUACUAUGAUAUUAUGUAUCCUGCCUGGACGUUUUGGGAAGGAGGACCAGCUGUCUGGCCCAUUUACCCAACCGGCCUAGGACGUUGGGACAUAAUGAGAGAGGACCUCCAAAGCUCAGCAGAAAAAUGGCCAUGGAAGAAGAAGAUUCCCAUAGCCUUCUUCAGAGGAUCAAGGACCAGCCCAGAGCGGGACCCUCUCAUUCUUCUUUCUCGAGAAAAUCCAGAUCUUGUUGAUGCAGAAUACACUAAAAACCAAGCCUGGAAAUCUGAAAGAGACACCCUUGGAAGGCCACCUGCUAAGGAAAUUCCUCUAGUGGACCAUUGUAAGUACAAAUACCUCUUUAACUUCCGAGGUGUAGCAGCCAGUUUUCGAUUCAAGCACCUCUUCCUGUGCGGCUCGCUGGUUUUUCAUGUGGGAGAAGACUGGCAGGAGUUCUUCUAUCCACAGCUGAAACCUUGGGUCCACUACAUCCCAGUUAAACCUGAUCUAUCUGAUGUGAGGGAGCUAUUACAGUUUGUGAAAGAAAAUGAUGACAUAGCCCAAGAAAUUGCAAAGAGGGGUCGCCAGUUUAUUGUGAACCAUUUGCAGAUGGAAGAUAUAUCUUGCUAUUGGGAAAGACUUCUAAUUGAAUAUUCUAAAGCCCUGACUUACGAAGUGAAAUGGAAAAGUAACUAUAGUGUGAUUUCCCCCAGACCACUGAAAACAGAACUGUAAAAGCCACUGUUCCAUUUUCACCUCAAGACUAAGACUUGUAGACAGUCUUACGAAAAGGUAACUGUGCUAGUCUGUUGUAGCAAAGUUAAACAGAAAUCAGUUGAGAAACUUGGUUACUUUUAUGGUUGUCACUUGGUUUUGGUUUUACAUGUGGGCUGUGAGAAAGUUAGAGAACUCCAUGGUUUUGUUGAACUGGAGUUUCAUGAUGCCAAAUCUAUUUUUUUACAUGUAUUAUUAUUACAUUCUGUAUUGGUCAAAUCCAGAAUUUUAUUUUUUUCAAUAGUUUUGGUAAAAUUUUUAAAAGGAUGUGUAUGGAGCUCAAGUUCCACUCAAUUUCAGUACUGCUAUGCUUCAUAAACCCUGUUCAUGUUACAGUGAACAAACGGGACCAGUGGAAUUACAUGACCAGCCAGUGGUGCAUAUGUUGAAUGUAACAGGAGAAUUGCGUAACAUAAACUUAAAGAAAAAUUGAAGGUACACUAUACAGAUUGUAUAUGUAUUCACUAUACAUUGUAAACUGGGCUACAGUCUUUCUGAAAAGGUAAUGUGUUUUUUCUGAUUUGAUUGACUCACUACUUCACUCCACAUUAGUCCCAUUCAGUGGCUAGUACUAGCUAAAUGGUUAGUGAGUACCACCCUGGCAUGUGAUAGUAUAACCAUUUAGUCCUACAUUUCUAACAAGUUAUUUUGAGACGUAUAAUACACUCAAUAUUUGACUAGCCAAAAGAAGAACAUUGAGACACAUCCCCUACAAACAAGCCACUUGGAAUAAGAAGGGCUUAUGAAAUGCAUAAGUAUAAGAAUAUUAUGACACACACACACACACCAUUUCACAAUUUCACAACACAUUUCACAAGGAUUAUACCCUUUGCUGUUUAAAAAAAAUUACAGGCCAACUGUAAGCCCCAGUUAAAGAUUUUACAGCCUAGGAAAAGUAUACAAAGAUGAAUGCUUCUUGACUUCUACUGCUGGAUCAUCAUGAAGCUUAGGAUUCAGCAGCUCUGCUGUCUCCCGUAUGUCAGAUUGGACAGAGGGGGACAGAUGAAUGUUCACUGAAUACUUCGGAAAUGUGAGGCAUGGACUGGAACGUUGAAAUGUUGUUUCCUGGUGUGGCUGGCCACAAAAUUACUGAGCAUCAAAUAAAAACUAGAGGUCAAAAUGUAA